Molecule: messenger RNA, 1101 nt
Organism: Archocentrus centrarchus (flier cichlid)
Lineage: Eukaryota; Metazoa; Chordata; Actinopteri; Cichliformes; Cichlidae
Gene: hoxd10a
Product: homeobox D10a
Exons: 2
Coding region: 103-1101 (332 amino acids)
Biological process (GO): regulation of transcription by RNA polymerase II
Cellular component (GO): nucleus
Molecular function (GO): RNA polymerase II cis-regulatory region sequence-specific DNA binding; DNA-binding transcription factor activity, RNA polymerase II-specific
Source: RefSeq, a predicted model, not a curated record
UGUCAUGUGGUUGGGAGGCAUCCUGACUUACAGAUUGUUUUUCCUAGAUAUGUCAGCUUACAAAGGACAUCUCUCUAGUCCAAAGAACUUAAAUUCCAAAAAAUGUCCUUUCCCAGUAGCUCUCCUGUGGCAAAUACAUUUUUAGUGGACUCUUUAAUUGGUGCUUGCAGGACGGACAGCUUUUACUCCAACAGCAACAUGUACAUGCCGUCUGGCUCAGAAAUGGGAACUUACGGAAUGCAAACCUGUGGACUCCUGCCGUCUUUCGGCAAAAGAGGAGAGGUCAACCACCAAAAUAUGGGCAUGAAUGUCCACUCGUACAUACCUCAGAUAGAUAACUGGACUGAUCCGAACAGACCCUGCAGAAUAGAGCCGCCCAAUCAGAUGUCAAACUGUACAUUUUCACAGAGCAUAAAGGAAGAGAGUAACUGCUGCAUGUACUCCGAUAAGAGAGUACAAAAAGUCAGCUCAUCAGAAGUCCCCGCAUAUUCUAACGUCAUUCCUGAAUCUUGUCCUGUGGAUGGUCCCGAGAUCCCGGUUCCCGGCUAUUUCAGACUGAGCCAAACUUAUGCCAACGGGAAGCAUCAGGAAAACUACUGCCAUGAACCACCGAGUCCAAACGCGACAUUGAUGCAGCUCAGCCGGGUCACCCCGAAACCGCAGCCAUCCUCGGCGUCUUCUAAUUUCACGGAGGUGGAUAAGAAAAUUGAGGACGCCUCGCAAAACCCCGAGACCGCAAGAACUCCGGUCCCCGCAGAAAGCCCGGAUCCCAAGCCCAGCUCGGAGGAGAAAAACUGCUCAGUGGAAGCCCCCGUGUCCAGUCCUGAGCUGCUACAGAAGGAAGGGAAAGACUGCAAGAGUGACACGCUCACAAACAACUGGCUGACAGCAAAAAGUGGGAGAAAGAAAAGAUGCCCCUACACAAAGCACCAAACCUUGGAGUUGGAGAAGGAGUUUCUGUUCAAUAUGUACCUGACCCGAGAGCGCCGCCUAGAGAUCAGCAGGAGCGUCAACCUGACCGACAGGCAGGUCAAGAUCUGGUUUCAGAACCGCAGGAUGAAGCUGAAGAAAAUGAACAGGGAAACCGCAUCCGUGAACUGA